Messenger RNA from Ostrea edulis (European flat oyster), 7610 nucleotides. Its product is annotated as kinesin-like protein KIF21B. Gene Ontology annotation, biological process: mitotic spindle organization; microtubule-based movement. NCBI's taxonomy places the organism in Eukaryota, Metazoa, Mollusca, Bivalvia, Ostreida, Ostreidae. The transcript has 40 exons. The record is from RefSeq and is a predicted model, not a curated record. Gene Ontology annotation, molecular function: microtubule binding; microtubule motor activity; ATP binding. The coding region runs from base 263 to 5401 and encodes 1712 amino acids.
ACUUCCCUUUGUGAACACAUCCGACAGGGGUCACUGCAGAUGCUCGACGAAAUAUUGUAGAUAGACGGGAAAAUUGGUUGCUGCGCGAGAACUAUUCACAAAAUAGUUUGAAUGAACAUAUUGGAGAAAAUUAUUAUAAAUUUUACAGAUUGUAACAUGUGAGAAUUCAGCAUCAGCCCCCUGUGACGGCAAAGUCUCAGAAGAAGGUUUUUCGUUCACAGGUGGGAAAUUAUGAAUCCGAUUUGAGUUCAGACACUGAGUGAUGAUGACCGAGAGCAAAGAUACCAAGGAAGAUGACAGCAGCGUGCGGGUGGCGCUCAGGAUCCGUCCCCAAUUGGCGAAGGAGAAGAUUGACAUGUGUCAGGUGUGCACAUCAGUGGAAGAUACUCAGGUAAUCAUGGGUAAAGACAAAAGCUUCACCUACGAUUACGUAUUUGAUAUGCCCACCCUCCAGGAAACGAUCUACGGAGACUGUGUGCGAAUUCUCAUUGAUGGAUGCUUUGAAGGCUACAAUGCUACAGUGUUUGCGUACGGCCAGACAGGAUCUGGUAAGACCUACACAAUGGGGACUGGGUUUGAUGUCAAUCUCCCAGAAAAUGAAGUGGGGAUCAUCCCCAGGGCUGUGGAUCAUCUGUUUAAGGGGAUAGAGGAGUGUAAGCGGAAGGCCAAGGAAAACAAUAUCCCUCCCCCAGAUUUCAAAGUCAAUGCCCAGUUUAUUGAGUUGUAUAAUGAAGAAAUUCUAGAUUUACUGGACUCGACAAGAGACCCAGAGUCAAGGAUGAGGAAAUCCCAUAUAAAGAUCCAUGAGGAUGCGACAGGUGGUAUAUACAUGGUGGGUGUGGCCACUAGACCUGUCCAAUCAAUGGAAGAUACAAUGGAAUGUUUAAAGAAUGGUGCUUUAUCUCGUGCAACGGCCAGUACAAAUAUGAAUUCCCAGUCUUCCAGAUCUCAUGCCAUAUUCACCCUGCACAUUAAACAACAGAGAGUGGUUCAUGAUGAGGACCUGAUGGGCGAGAGCAAGGACUCUGAGGGUAUUAAUGAGUUUGAGACAUUGACAGCGAAGUUCCACUUUGUGGACCUGGCAGGAUCUGAGAGACUAAAGAGAACAGGUGCCACUGGGGACAGGGCCAAGGAGGGGAUCUCUAUCAACUGUGGACUUCUUGCCUUAGGCAAUGUGAUCUCAGCGCUUGGGGACAAGGCCAAAAAAGGUUCCCAUGUUCCUUACAGAGACUCAAAAUUGACACGGUUGCUACAGGAUUCGCUGGGUGGAAACAGUCGGACACUGAUGAUUGCCUGUAUAUCGCCCUCGGACAGAGACUUUGUAGAAACACUGAAUACUCUCAAGUAUGCUAAUCGAGCACGCAACAUUAAGAACAAAAUUGUAGCCAAUCAGGACAAGUCUUCUAAACAGCUGGCGGCCCUCAGAGCAGAAAUAGCUACGCUUCAACAGGAACUUAUGGAUUACAAAACUGGUAAACGCAGGGUAGAUGAAGAUGGAGUGGAGACUGUCAAUGACAUGUUUCACGAAAACACCAUGUUACAGACGGAGAACGAUAAACUCCGACAGAGGAUUAAAGCCAUGCAUGAAACUGUAGAGAUGUUAACGAAGAGGAACUCGGAUCUAUUGGCUGAAAAGGCAGUGCUGGGAGUGUAUAACAUAUCUGAGGAUGCAAGGGACAGUGAGGUGACUAAGUUAAUAGAGGGCUACAUCAAGGAAUUGGAAGAACUCAGAGCAAAACUAGUUGAGGCUGAGCACACAGCUGAGCAAUACAGAAGGAAGACUGUGGUGACUCGGAUGGGAAGCAGUAUGUCCUUGAUGAACGACCCCGUGAGUCCCAUCUCCCCGGGGCACCUGUCAGGGAGUAUUAUGGGAUCUAUGACAGAGAGUAAGCUGUCCAUUAUAGACGAGGCAAAGAGGGAUGUCAGCAGAAUGAAGAAACUGAAAAAGCUGAAAAAGAAGAUGUACUCUAAAACUGGUGAAAAAGAAGACCACUUUGAUAGUGAGAAGGACCGAAAUGAAGCUGAACAGAAUGAGGAGGAUCCAAUUGAAGAAGGCAAGGAGGAAAAUAAAGAAGAGGAAAACAAUGCAAAUAUCAAUGGAGAAGAAGAUGAUGAUGGAUUAAGUGGAGAAUUGAAUGGAGAUGAUGAAGAAGACGAUGAUUUGGAAGAAGAACUGGAAAAUCUCUCCUCCGAUUCUGAUUCAGAAGAAAGAGAUUCAGACAACCUUCAUGAGGACUUGGCAGAACUCACCUGUAGUAUCUCAAUAAAACAACGCCUAGUGGAGGAGCUUGAGCAAGCUCAGAAACAAGUUCAAGCAGUCCGCCACCAGUACGAGGACAAAGUCCGUCAGCUCCAGAUGCAGAUCCGAGCCACGCAGGAGGAGCGGGACAAAGUCCUGUCCAACAUUAACAGCGUGGAAAGUCAGUCCGUGGAGAAGGUCAAAAAGGUCAAAGAUGAGUAUGAGAAGAAAUUGAUAACACUGCAGCGUGACCUAAAGAAGACUGAGCAAGCCAGGCGUGACUACACCCGCAUGCAAAAGCAAUCUUCUUAUCAUGAAAAGCAGCUGAAAACUCUGCAGCACGAGUUGGAAGAAAUGAAGAGAACUAAGGUAAAGUUAAUGAAGCAAGUGAAGGAAGAGCUGGAGAAAGGUAAAGCUGUGGAGGCCAGACGCACCCGAGAGGUGUCCCAACUACGAAAGGACCAAGUACGCAAAGAGAACAUGAUCCGCAAUCUGGAGAAAGAGAAGCGCCAGAAAGAGGUUGUACUGAAACGCAAGCAGGAGGAGCUGAAUGUCAGCAUAGAAAAAAUCAAGAAUGAGGUUGAAGCACUGAGGAAAAAAGAGAAGAAACCAAUGUCAGCAAUGGCUGCCGGAAGAGUAGCCAAGUAUGACCGUCCCAAAACUAUACCAGUCACUCCAUUUACGUCAUCACCUCGUAGAAAAAAGCGCACAGAAUUCAGUGCCAAAGCAUCCAAACAAAAGUGGGAUACUCUCGAGAAAAAGAUUUCCAAUGUGAUAACGAAGAAGCAAACUAUCAUCAACAUGGAGAAAGACAUGGACAUAUGGUUAAAGGAAAGAGAAAGUGUCUGCAAGAAGCUGGAUAAAUUCUGCAAGAAGAGAGAUGUAGCAAUUAAAGAAAACAAAGAUGACUCAGUGAUAGGAGAGCUGAACUGUAUCAUCGGAAUGCUGCAGGGACAAGUUCAGUACACACAGGAGUACAUUUCUGAAUGUCAGUCACAGAUUAUGCAGAUAGAGGAGGCCAAGGAGGACAAUGAAGGUUUCGAUGCCACAUCCUUGAUCAGUAAUUGCUCCGUAGAAGAGGCCCGAUAUUUACUGGCACACUUUAUCCAGACAUCCAUAGGAAGGGGGCUGGCUUUGUCACAGAAGGAGAAUGAACUGAAGGAAAUGAGAGAGAUGCUACAUCAAACAGAAUUAAACAACACCUUACAACAGGACCUGCUCAAACACAUGAUCAAUGACCGAGUGGACAUCGAGGUGGACAACCUGAUGACCAAUGCUGCUGAUGAUGUGGAGUCAUCAGAAGAAUCCUCUUCAUCCUCGCCAGCAGACAGAAUGAACUACAAACCCAAUAUUACUGAACGUUCCACAAACUUUGAAAAUUUAAUUAGCAUGUUUGAGAACACUACAGAGACUACUAAGCCCACUGCGGUUAACAGUACUGCAAACGCUCCCAUUGCCGAGCCCGUUGGUAGGGGACUUAAGGAGCCAACCACUCCGGUCAGGAGGAAAACUCCCCUGCCACAGGAGUUACUAUACGCUGAUGGAAGUCUCACCCCACUUCUGCCACUGCCAGAGACCCCCGAGGAAGAUGAGGGGGAUCCUCCCAGAAAAGAACCCCCUGAGGUCCCUCCCAAACCCACAAAGAAGCCAGCAACUCAGGGGGUAGAGAGCCAGCUGAUGCCACCCCCCAGAACCGUAGGGAUGAUGAAGAUGUCUUCCUCAUCCAAUCUCUCAAGGAUUGGAGUAGAAGCAGCUGCCAAGCCCUCCCGCCCAGAUCCGGGUCCCUCCCCUCGAUUCCAGAGAAAGGAGUACACCAAGCCUAGUCCGGAACCAUCUCCCGUGUUCAGGCGGAAAAAUAAUAGUAGUUCCAGUCUUAUCUCCAGGUCUAGCUCUAUAGAUGCCACCUCUUCAGAUGCCACCCCUCCUUCUUCCCCCACCCUAUCUCGACGUUCCAGAGAUCGUCCUACAGAUGAUAAUGUGUUCUCCAGACUGACGAGUAAUACACAGCCACCAGCCAUACAGCCACCCAACAGAGGUCAGAUUUUACCCAACACAGGGAAGGUACCCCUGAGUAAGACAGCCCCUGUGGUGUGUACACAUACAGCUGAGGGACACACGAAGGCGGUGCUCUCACUGGAUGCCACGGAAGACCUCCUCUUCACCAGUAGUAAAGACCGCACGGCCAAAAUCUGGGACUUGCAUACAGGGAAGGAGGUGGCUUCAUUUACCAGCCAUCCAAACAACGUGGUGUGUGUGAGAUACUGUCCUCAAUCCAGGCUGUUGUUCACCGUGUCUCAGUCCUAUGUCAGUGUGUGGGACACCAGGACAUCCUCCAGGCAGUGUGUCAAAACUCUUAGUUCCUCUGGGUUGACCCAUGAUGGUUGUGUAAACUUUGGAUCGACCCGGCAGAUUGAGUUAGCUCCAGGAGAGCACCACAUUAAUGAUAUAGUCCUGAACCAGGACGGUACAGCUUUGUACAGUGCUGCUGGGAGUGUGGUCAGAGUUUGGGAUCUCAAAAGUUUUAGUGCUAUUGGUAAAUUAAACGGAGGUCAUCAGGCAGCAGUGAUGGCAAUAGCAGUGGAUCGGUGGGAGUCUAAGGACAUCGUCCUGACUGGAUCCAAGGACCACUACAUUAAGAUGUUUGAGGUGGUGGAGGAGAGGGCUGGUAUUAUGACCCCUAAGUAUAACCUGGAGCCCCCACACUACGACGGAAUUCAGUCGCUCUGUAUACACGAUGACACACUCUUCAGUGGAUCCAGAGACAUGUGUAUCAAAAAGUGGGACCUGUCAUCUCAACAACUCAAACACUCUAUAAACUCGGCUCACAAGGAUUGGAUUUGUGCUUUGAAAUUCAUGCCAGAAAACAGUGUUUUGUUCAGUGGCUGUCGAGGAGGGUUCCUUAAGUUGUGGAACGUCGAGAACUGUAACCAACUCGGAGAAAUCAAGGCUCACACAAGUCCCAUCAACGCCAUCGCAACAAACUCGUCUGCCAUCUUCACAGCAUCCAAUGAAACUGUAGUGAAAUUCUGGCAGUACAGGAGAAUACAAUCAUUGACCACACUGUGGGAAUCUGGGCCAUCAAGUCCGGAACCGAUGUCAACGAAAACGGGGAGAGUUUGGAGUAAGUCAGGCAACCGGUUUGGGAACAAGUCUCGCGUUUGACAACAAAUUCAACAUUAGACCUUUGUUGUGUUAAUUUUCAUGCCAUGCUUGAAUGAUUUCAUUUCGUGAUGCUUCGAAUACCUGUCACUGUACGCAGAAGUUGAAAAAUUGUCAUUCUUGAAAGCUUUGGCAAACCAGUAUAGUGCUUCAUAUCGACAAUAUCUCUGAAAAUUUAUUAUGUACUGCCGAGUCUAGUAUAUCAAGUCAAUGGCUUAGAAAAACACAGAGACAUUCUGAAUUCAUUUAGUGUCGGCUCAUGUUUGACGAUAUUGUUAUGACUUGUUAUUAAAACAUGUUGAAAAUAGAGGUUAUAAAUAGAGUUGAAACCAUUCUUGUUCUCCCAUUGUUAUAGUUCCAAGGUUGUGAUGAAUGUUGCUGCAGCUUUAAAUGGUGCAGUUAGCUUUAUAAUUCUAUGUACCAAUGUCAAUAGUAAAAGAAAUAUUUGGUGGUGCAAAUGGUUAAAGCACCCAGUACAUACUGGUUUUAGAUGAAAAUCUCGUACAGGAGGAUUUUUAUGUAUCCACAUUGAAGUGGGAAGUCCUGUACCAGGGCAGAUUGUGUAUUAGAAUCAUAGUAAAGGAGUAUUUUAAUAGUAUUUGUGAAAGUCUUCCAUUAGGAAUAGAUUGUUUUGUAGCUGUAAUAGUAAACAUGGGGAAAGAAUUUUCUGUCUAUCUAUAAAUAAAUGAAAAUAUAUAUAGAUUGUACUGUCAGAGGUCCUUUUAAACACUUUUGAAGAUCUAAAUAUUUGUAUUUAUGUUACAUAUAUAGUAAAUACAAAUUAAUUCCAUAUGUGUUUUUUCUUUACUUGCAUCAUGAUGUAUAAUUAAUCUUAGAUUGGAUAUUUCAGCUAUUAAACAAGAUCAAUUGUAACAGGAAAAUAAAAUGAACAGCAUAUGUUUUUCAAGUAUUUCAUCAAAGUAAAAAGAUUUCGAGUCAGUUGGUUUUUUACCCUCUGUUUCUGUAAGUGAGCUGUGCUCAAGUGAAGCUACAUUGUGUCUUUAAAAUGUAUGAAUUGCGUAGCUUGGUAUGUAUAUAUGUUUUCUGUUCAUAUUUAGAUUUCUUAUCUUUUUCCAAUCUCACUUGAAGCUUUUAAUUUUUUGCAUGAUGAUAACAUUCCAACAAGUUCUGUGUUUAAACCUGUGAUGGUUAGCCAAUUUUCUUGGUACAAUAAAGCUGAUAUCCACACUGCUACAUUGACCCCCCAGGGAGUGUGUUUUGUGUCAUUAAUUAUUAAUAUUUUUACAUUUUUUGUAAUUCUAUACUAAUUUUGAUACAUUAAGAGGGAACAUUAUUUGAUGAUUCAUAAUUUGUUGACAUGAACAAAUGGAAACUGAUCUCGUAAUAUAGAUUACAUGUAGUAUCAAAUAUUUUUUAUAUAUGAGGCCACUGGAGGAAAGGUUGUUUUUUUCUCACUUAAUCAUGUGAUGUUUGAUUCUCCAUAAAUUGAAUAUUUGUCUUCGAUUUUAAAUUUUCACUUAUCUGCACACAGUCUGUAGUUCUUUUGGAAUUAUUAUCAAAGUACGUGUGCGAGUUUCAUUAUUAUUCAAGUACAUGAAAGUACACAUUUUCUUUGGUGAGAAAAGGGGAAACCACAACUUUUGUCAGUUAUUUUGAUCAUAUUGUUGAUCUCUCAUAGUGAACGUUAUUAUUUUUGUAUGAAACGUAUUUGUUUAGAAUUCAUGUAACUGGUUCUAACAGAUCUGAAACAAUAACAUACACUGGUAUCAUGUCAGAUUUCACACUUAGAUGUUAUUCAUUUCAUAUUUAUUUCCCAAUACUGGUAUUUUGGUGGGUUUUUUUAGAUCAAUGCAAAAAGAAUAGAGACAUUUUUUUAAUUUUAAAAGCUACAGCUCAUUGCUAUUGGGUAUUUCUAUAUAUAGAAAUUGGUUCAAAGUUGAAAGAAAAAUUUGUUGAAUAUUUUUUGCUGGAUACUUUUGAGUAUGUUCAUUGUCUCAUCUCCAACAAAUUGGUACUGUCAGUGUAUAUGGUAGACUGUCUCAGUUAUUUUUGUUAGUACUUGUAUGUUUGUUGUCAAGGAGUCCUGCCCCCUUUUGUCUCUUGGAGGGACGGAGCUUUGAAUCUUAUUUCAGGGAAUUGUUUCAAGAUAAUUCGUACAUGCGUUCUUUGUUAUUAUUGAAGUCAUUGUCAUUUUGAAGCGUUUGCUUGCUAAUAAGUAAUGUAACUGAAUAAAUAUUUUAUAUUUUAUAAA